Opisthorchis viverrini is the source of this 354-nucleotide messenger RNA. RefSeq lists its product as hypothetical. Bases 1 to 354 code for a protein of 117 amino acids. The record is from RefSeq and is a predicted model, not a curated record. Lineage: Eukaryota; Metazoa; Platyhelminthes; Trematoda; Opisthorchiida; Opisthorchiidae. The transcript is spliced from 3 exons.
AUGUCGCCGACUGGAUUGAGUCCCGAAGGCCUGUCAACAAACCGGCGAAUGGAUGGACAAAAGCAAACCAGACAGCGCAAAGAAGAAAGUCAUCCCGGACCUGAAAAAUCAAUAAAUGCGUGCCUUGCCGCCAAAUCAUACGGCGUUCUCAAGGGUCCUACUAUCCUGUUUGUCUAUUCAGGUGAUUUCCGCAGAGAGCAAACGUAUCCUGAAUUGCAGAAAUCGGGGAAAGUGUCUGUUAGGCGGAACUCUACACGGAUCCCACUUUACCACUGGCAGUCAGGUGCUACCGCCGAAAAACCGAUCCCACGCAAGAUUAGCCGAAAAUUCGGAACGCUUGCUGGUCCGGCAUGA